AUGACCAUCAAAGAGCUGAUUCACCGGGUUAACUGGGUGCCUGCUGAACUCUCCCCUGAACCGCUCAACUUUCGAAGAGCUGUAUUCGUGGCAGCUGGCAGCGAGGAGGAAGGUAACAAGCUGUCUAUAUACCAGGCCCAGCUUGCCGAUGAGGGCUACGAAACUGUCAUUGUUAGCCAUGCUACAGAGAUCACCCCUUUGCUAACGUCCGAUACAAUUGUUGUCCACAUCCCACAUGCGGCUAGGGAAAAGAGCAGCAUCUACGACACGGUGACAAGGUCGUGCACCAGCUUGAUUGCAGUGGCACAGAUACUGUAUCAUCAUAGCCAAGCCAACCGAAAUAUGACGAGUAAGCUUUUCUGGCUCAUCUCAAGGGACUUCGGUACGGGUGAUCUAGCGUACGCUCCGCUGUAUGGCCUGGCGCGAGCCAUGAAGAUGGAAAUGUUGGAAAGUUUUGGCGGUCUGUUCCAUGAAGACCAAGGGCGCUUUCCAUUGUCCGCCUUCAAGUACGCGCAAGGUUUUGAUGUUGUCAGGGCCUUCCAGGGCAUAGCGCAGACCGCUUCACUCCAGCCAUUCCAGGACAAGCUGGACGACCAAAGACAGCUUCAGCUCAAAGGGAACAGCACGUACCUCGUUACCGGGGGGACACGGGGUGUGGGUCUGGAGAUAGCGACAUGGUUAGGCGAGCAGGGUGCCCGUAACAUAUUACUGCUAUCUCGUCGUGGACUUAUCCCGGCCCUGGAUACAAACGAGAAUAAUGCAGAUCACGAGCGGCUUGUCUCGCAAAUUGCCAAGCUCAAGAAUUUGGGCGUUUCGGUCCAUGUACUCUCUAUUGACCUCAGCAAGCCUGAGGCAGAGACCUUGCUUGGUCAAGCCAUCGACGAAUUGGAUGUUCCACCUAUAAGGGGGGUGGUCCAUGCGGCCGGCAUUGCAGGCUACCAUACACUACACUGUUGCUCUCCUUCGGAUGUCGCAGAUGUACUGGCACCAAAGGUGAGAGGCUCCUUGGCAUUGGACGCGCUAUUUCCACCCGGUACGCUGGAUUUCUUCGUUCUUAUAUCAUCAGUCGGGCAACUCGUCGGAUUCCCAGGCCAGCUAUCCUACGCACCGGCAAAUGCGUUCCUGGAUGGUUUAGCGGCAUACAGGAGACGCCAUGGUGAUAACAGCAUGUCCAUCCUUUGGACCUGUUGGCGCGGCAUAGGGCUAAUGGCACAAAAUAAGUCUGCCACACGGAUGCUUACCAAGGGGAUGCGGGCUCGGGGCAUUAUGGACGUGAGCAAAUGCGAAGCGUUGGAUGCCUUUAGUCGUAUCUUGAGUCUUGAGACUGACCAUGUGGCAGUGGUACGAGUGUUGAAGCUCGAGGCUGACGAGCCGGUGCGGCAUCCCGUGCUCAAGGACAUCACACCGCGUAAGCAAGCAAUGCAAAGCACCGCUACGGCUUACAAAAGCUACCCCGAGCAUGCGGUGGCAGUGGUGGGCCUGGCUUGCCGCACAGCUGCUGGGGAUACGGUAGAUGACCUUUGGAAGAUCAUUGAGACCGGGAGGAGCAUGGCGCGAGAGAUCGACUUGGCGCGAUUUCCUGAGGUAGUCAGUGAUGGCAAGAUGUGGGGUAACUUUAUGGCUGACAUCGAGUCGUUUGACCACCAAUUUUUCAAAAAGUCCAAGCGUGAGGCAGCAGCAUUGGACCCGCAUCAGCGUGUAUUGCUCGAAACAACAUACCACGCACUUGAAUCAGCUGGUUGUUUUGGUGGUAACCAGCAACAAGAGGCGGAAACACAUGACAAAAGCAGAGGUAGUGAGGUAACAGGUUGUUUCAUCGGCAUGAAUGCACCUGACUACCCUCUGAAUCUAGCUUGCCAUCCAGCCUCGCCAUACACUGGCUUCGGCAUGCUCCGGUCGUUCGUAGCAGGACGGCUGAGCCAUUCCUUCGGCUGGACGGGGCCCUCACAGACCAUCGACACGGCCUGCUCCUCAGCCAUGGUCGCCAUCCACCAAGCCUGCCGCGCCAUCCAGGCAGGUGAGUGCACGCGCGCCGUUGCGGGAGGUAUCAACUUAAUAACCAACAUGGUAUUGCAUAACGCGAUGCGUGUGGGUGGUUUUCUCAAUGAGACAGGUGCCUGCAAGACAUUUGACGCCAGGGCCGACGGGUACUGCCGUGGUGAGGCUGUGGGUGUUGUGGUACUAAAGCCACUUGGGAAGGCGUUGAACGACGGGGAUAGUAUCCAUGGGGUAAUACUGGCUACCGGCAAUAACCAAAACAUCAAUAGUACCAGUAUAACGAACCCAGCUAUCGAGAGCCAGAUGGCAUUAUACAAAGACGUGCUGGAUCGUGCUGGAAUCAGCCCGAAAGAGGUAUCGUACAUAGAGGCGCAUGGCACAGGCACCCGUGUCGGUGACCCUAUCGAGGUCGAGGGGAUCCGGACGAUCCUAGGCGGGCAGGAUAGGGAUUCCACCUUGUAUGUUGGCGCGGUCAAGCCCAAUAUUGGACAUUCGGAGGGAGCCUCCGGUGUGGUCUCGUUCAUCAAGGUCUUGCUUAUGAUGAAGUACGGAAAGAUCCCAGGCCAGGCUCAAUUCCAGACAUUAAAUCCGAAUAUCUCAGCCCUUGAGCCCGAUAUGAUGGCGAUCUCGACGUCGGUGAGGGACUGGUGUGACAGCUUGCGCUUGGCCGUGGUUAACAGUUAUGGCGCUUCCGGAAACAACGCUGCGGCUGUCGUCGCCCCUCCGCCGCCUCCCCCUCCGCCUCCGACUCCACCGCUACCACCGUCGUCCAUCCCAUCGAUCUCUGCCUGGCCUUUUUUCAUCUCGGCUGCUUCCAAGGCCAGCCUUUCGGCCUAUUGUAGAAAACUUCAAAUCCAGAUCCAGCAAGGCUCCCUUCUUCCCGAAACAAGUUCUCACCUCGCUUUCGCUUUGGCCACGAAGCAGAAUCGCAAACUCCAGCAUACGUUUUGCACCACGGCCACUUCCUUGGACGACCUACAAACCCAGCUUUCCGAGCCCGAGAGGCACAUUACAUCUCAGGGCCCCAAGCCUAUAGUGCUUCUCUUCAGCGGACAAAAUGGCGACACUAUUCCCUCGGCUAAACCUCUCUAUGACAGCUCACUGCUAUUCCGAACACAUCUACAUCGGUGUGAGGAAGUCAUGCAGUCACUUGGUUUGCCCAGUCUGUUCCCAGCCGUACUCCAGGGCAACGAGGGUGAUGGUGACUUGAUCCUCCGCCACGCCACGAUGUUUGCCAUCCAGUAUGCGUGCGGUAAAUCAUGGAUCGACUCUGGCGUUAAGCCUGAGGCAAUUUGUGGCCAUUCGUUCGGCGAGUGGGCGGCACUUACCGUUUCAGGUGCUAUCACGCUUGAGGGUGGCAUGAGGCUUGUUACUGGUAUAUACAGCCGCGCAGCCAUCAUCCAGGAGGUGUGGGGAGACGACACCGGGUCCAUGAUAGCCAUUGAGGCCGACUUGGUCGGAACAGACACAACACCGACCGAACAUUUAGCACCAUUCCACAAAAAACACCCAGAUGCCAAGCUCGAUAUUGCUUGUUACAACGGGCCGAACAAUUAUGUUGUCGCCGGCAGCACGGCGCAUAUAGACCUGCUCGAAUCGUACCUAAAUGAAAGGAAGUCUAACAGCGAGAAGCUACGUUUUAAGGUCCUUAGGGGCAUGCACGCGUACCAUUCUUCUAUGGCUGACUCGAUUGUCGAAAAGAGUGCCAGGCUGUCAGCUUCAAUCCCAUUCCAGGUCAGUGAUGGAACAUACCUAAUCGCGCCCAUGCAUUCCCUUUCCAACCAUGUUCCUUUUGCCAAUUCAUCAUUGACCCUCUCUUCUCACCCUACACAGACCCCAGUUUUUCCGUUCGAAUCCUGCCACAAGCAAUCCUGGACUGGACCCGGCUCUAACGUGAUCGCCCGCAAUACUCGCGGGGCUGUGUACUUCGGGCCAGCAAUCUCACGCAUCGUCAACCGUCUGGGGCCCUGUACAUUUCUGGAAGCCGGCUUCGGGGGUCCAAUUAUAGCCAUGGCACGAAAUGCACUGCCGCAGCCCCAGACCCAGUCUCAGCAUACCUUUGUACCGAUCAAUGGGAAUAAACCAGUGCAAUCCCUUGCCAAUGCUGUAGUUACACUAUGGAAGAAUGGCCAGACAAGCGCACAGUUCUGGCUGUUCCACCGGAGCGAACAGUCGAGCUUCAUGCCCGUAGAGCUGCCGCCGUAUCAGUUCGAGAAGCACAGUCAUUGGCUUGAGUACACCCAUCUCGCUGGAAAUCGAGGUAGGAAGACAGAUGAGCAAGACUUAACACAGUAUGAAACGUGCUCUCACUGCUUGAAGGAUAUUGACCGCUUCCCUUACAUAUCUCAUGUCAAGUCUCAAACCCAGGGUAGGGGCAAGUCCGUUUUCAAGAUCGAUAUGCGCAGCAGACGGUACCAGGACCUCGUCAAAGGCCAUGUCGUGGUUGGGUCACCGAUAUGUCCAGCAGCAAUGUACCUGGAGCUGGCCUCACAUGCCGUAGCCUUGCUACAUAAAGAUCACAGAGUGUCUAAUAUCCCAGAAAUUGUAGCAGAUGCCGUCAAGAUCAAGGCACCACUGGGUUUGGACAUGCAGCGUUCCGUCACACUAACCUUGACGGAGAACAGUCAGGGCAUGUGGGACUUCGAACUGUUCUCCACUAAGAAUAGCAAGUCAAUAUCACACGCCACGGGGAGCAUUGCUUUGCGAAACAGCAGCAUUAGCAGUGUGCACGAGGAACAGGACAAAAAGGACAAAUGGGCCCGCAUCACCGAACUAUUAGAGACAGAUACUAAUACGGAAGCUUUGCGCGGCACGAUGGUGUACAAGGUGUUCCGUAAGAUGGCCAUAUACUCAGCAGCCUACCAGGGCCUACGAUACUUGGUUGGAAAGGGCACGGAAGGUGCGGGGGACAUCACAGUACCCGUGGGGGACGUCAAUGCGAUAGCCAGGGCGCCGAACGACGGCAUCUCAGAUCCCGCUGUCGUGGACACCUUCUUACAGGUACCAGGUGCAUUUAUACAUUCGCUGCGAGCUACGGAUGAGAUAGAAGCUGGAGACACAUCCUAUAUCUGUACGGGCAUCGAUGCCGUAGGACCACUGAACGGGCUACGCGCUAGCGGGAAAUACAGAGUGUAUACAAAGAUUGUCCGGGAGGACAAUAGAGAGGCUGUUCUGGAUGUCUUUUCGUUCGACACACAAACUGGGAGUAUUAUUUGGUCCGCCAAGGGACUGAAGUUCUCGAAGGUCCCUCGCAGCUCGCUAGCGAAAGUGCUGGCAGGAGCCAAUCCUGGCAUGGAGUUCACCAAUCCCGUGGGCUCGUCUAACCCUGCUACUCAGUCAUUCUCCCCCAAGAUCCCAUACCAAGUGGCUUCUGCUGCUCAUCGGGAAAAGUUCAGCAAGAACGAGAAAAGAUCAGCCAGUGUACUGAGUGAAGUCCAAACAGUCUUAAGCCACUCCCUGGAUGUACCAGUCGAAGAGAUUACAAAUCAGGCCCUGCUCGAGGAGCUUGGUGUGGACUCGUUAGUUGGGUCGGAAGUGCUAGCUAAUCUCCGUAACAGAUUCAAGAUCCAAAUUUCAAGUGAAGAUCUGACAACAGCUAAGAAAGUUGCGUGUUUGUGUGAACUGAUCUCCUCUAGGGUAGAUGGCGACACCAGCAGCGAUAUCGACAGUGAAGACCAGGAUCCCGAUCCUAUGUACAAAACGGCUGAUGACGGGACUCCAAUGUGGCAGAAGACGGUAUUCCAGAUCCUUGGGCAGUCUCUCGACAUACCAACUAUAGACAUUCAGAUGGAUUCGAAACUAGAGGAUCUUGGAGCUGAUUCUCUUGUUGCAUCUGAGAUCAUCAGCAACCUGAAUAAUGCCUUAGGUCUUGAUAUCUCACCGACCGAAUUCUCCUCAAUGGCUGAUGUGGCAUCUCUCUGUGAAUAUAUUGCGGACAGUGGUGGUGACUCCUUGGUACAGACUCCUACGACCAGUUUAUCCAGCCUUUCCAACACACACUGUACUUCCAGAGAUGAUCUCUCUAGGGCCUUAGUUGCAGCUGCAGCGGCCCCAAUAGAGAGCAAGAAGUCAACCAUAGCCAAAGGCCACACGGUGUCGAUACAUAUGGCUUUCCAACAAAUCCGGAGCAGUUUUGAUACCUAUGCGAAUAAUACCAAGUUCACCGGCUUCUGGGAUCGGGUAUACCCACAGCAGCUGGGGACCGUCACAGCCUUUAUCAUGGAAGCCUUUGAGAAGCUCGGUUGUCCCAUUAGGGAUUUCAGCCCAGGGAAGAAGCUCCCGAAUCUGCAAGGAACACUGCCGAAGUAUCGCAGGGAGACCCUCCGGCUGUGGGAGAUCUUAGAACAGGUUGGAGUAGUCGAGAAAGCAGGAGACCACUUCAUACGCGGUCCUGUGUUUUUAGGCGGUGGUGCAAGUGAUCGUUCUGGACUGGAACUAAUAACGGAACUUAUAUCGAACUUCCCCCAGUACGCAUCUACACACGGCCUACUCGGCCUCCUUGGACCACACCUAGCAGAGUGUUUGACAGGCAAGUCAGACCCUGUCCCCCUUCUAUUUGGUAGCGAUAAGGGUCGCGGCCUCCUCGAUGACUUCUACGCCAACGCACCGGAUCUUCUGGCCGCUACGAACCUGCUUUGCGACUUCAUGUCCGCAGCCAUCCACUGCAAAGCUUCAAACGGCGAGCCCUUCCAUGUCCUGGAAGUUGGCGGCGGUACCGGUGGGACCACCAAGCACCUUAUCCCAGUGCUCCAAGCCACUGGGCUCCCUUUCAAAUACACGUUCACCGAGCUCUCAGUUUCAUUGCUGGCACGUGCCAAGAAAACCACGUUUAAGGGCAUUGCAGGCGUGGAGUUUCGGAAACUAAAUAUCGAGGAUGACCCGCCCGAGGAUCUGCUGGGGCGCUACCAUAUCGUGGUGUCAAGCAACUGCGUACACGCAACGCGCAACCUGCGAAACAGCCUAGUUAACAUGCGCAAAUUGGUACGACCGGAUGACGGAUGCGUGGCACUGGUAGAGUUAACGCAAAAGUUAGCCUGGUACGAUCUAGUCUGGGGCUUGUUGGACGGUUGGUGGCUUUUUGACGACGGCCGGAAGUACGCAUUGCAGAGCCCAUGGGCCUGGGAGCGGGUGAUGCUAGAUGCGGGCUUCGCACAUGUCGAUUGGUCAGAGAGCGCGAGUCAUGAAUCUCGAAGUGUUCGAGUAAUCUGUGGCACGGUCGCCGAGCCGGAGAGAGCAUGCCCGGCAAAGGCAACCUCGAUGCUCCUGCAUCGCCCAACUUUUGAUUCAGGAGACCGCAGCCUGUUUCUGAUCCCGGAUGGAUUUGGCUCCGGUGCUGUGUUCGAUGCCCUUGCGCCGCUGCUCUCUCCAGUGGAACAUGUGUCUGUCUACACGCUCAGCAGCCCCUUUCUCAAGCGUAAGCCCGAUUCAAACCAAGUGCCCACUAUUGAGGAGCUUGCUGCCAUCUACGUGACCGAGAUUAAGCGUCGGAAGCCCGAGGGCCCUUAUAUGAUCGGCGGGUACUCGGUCGGUGGGGUGUUGGCAUUUGAAGCGGCACGACAACUUCUUGAAGAUGGCAACGAAGUCAAGAAGAUGUUUCUUAUUGAUACAGCAUGCCCCACCUUCGCCCGCUUUAUGCCAGAUGCACUGGUUGACUUUCUGGAUUCCAUCAACCGCUUCAGCAUGAUGGAUGACGAAACCCCAGAGAACAAGCGCGGCUCGCCCCUGGCGAGCGACCAUUUCACGCUGGCAAGGCAGCAACUGUUGAGGUAUCGAGUGAGUACGCUACCAGGUCAGAAGAUCCCACAGGUUGUACUGUUCUCAGCGAGAGAGGGUGUGAAUAAACAGGAUGAGGUACCUCUACCUAAGGUUCUCCCUAUGGAACAGCAACUGGUGAACUGGUUCCUGAAUGACAGAGCCGAUGAUGAGUUGUUUGAAUGGGAUAAGGUUGUGGACAAUGUUAUAGUGAUUCCGACCGACGGCAAUCACUUUUCAAUGAUGCGAUCCCCUCUGAUUGCCCCCCAAAGCUACUCAACCCUUCUAAACACAAUCCAAUCCCCGACUCCCACAAUCGUCGAUUUCACGGCCGGCUGGACCGGCCCGUGUCGCCCCAUGUUCUCCGCUUUCGAGCAGAUCUCCCAUGCAACACCGCACAUGGCGUUUUACCGGAUGGACGUGCGGAAGUUGUCGGACGAGGAGAUCGCCAAGUUGGGGAUUGUGGCUAUGCCGACGUUUAUGGUGUUCCGGGAGGGGAGGAAGGUGAAGGAUUUGGUGGGGGGCAGUCCUGGGGGUUUGGAGGGGUUUGUCCUUGAGGGGCAUUGA
Aspergillus bombycis is the source of this 8316-nucleotide messenger RNA. RefSeq names its product polyketide synthase. The record is from RefSeq and is a predicted model, not a curated record. Bases 1 to 8316 code for a protein of 2771 amino acids. Gene Ontology annotation, biological process: fatty acid biosynthetic process; secondary metabolite biosynthetic process. The transcript is spliced from 5 exons. Lineage: Eukaryota; Fungi; Ascomycota; Eurotiomycetes; Eurotiales; Aspergillaceae. Gene Ontology annotation, molecular function: fatty acid synthase activity; phosphopantetheine binding; 3-oxoacyl-[acyl-carrier-protein] synthase activity.